AUCGGUGCCGGUGCGCGCGCGCGUGCGUUCUGUGCAGUAGACCCUCGCCAUGCGCCGGCGCGCGCUGCUCCAGGUGUUGUUCUCCGCCGCGGGGACGCUGCUCGCGCUCGGGCCGGCGCGCGCGUACUUCCCGGAGGAGCGCUCGAGCGCCGAGUCUCCGCUGCAGGCUCCGCGCGUGCUGCUCGCGCUGGUGUGCCGCAACUCGGAGCACUCUCUCCCGCACGUGCUGGGCGCCAUCGAGCGCCUGCGGUACCCUAAAGAGCGCACCGCUGUGUGGGUGGCGACGGACCACAAUGCGGACAACACGACAGCCAUCCUGCGCGAGUGGCUCACUAAAGUGCAGACUCUGUACCACUAUGUGGAGUGGAGACCGCAGGAGGAGCCCAGAGAGUAUGAAGACGAGGACGGGCCGAAGCACUGGACCGAUCCGCGCUACGAGCACGUGAUGAAGCUACGACAAGCAGCACUGGACACGGCCAGGCAGAUGUGGGCCGACUACUUCCUGUUAGUGGACUGUGAUAACCUUCUCACUAACCCUGACGUCCUCUGGAAGCUGAUAAAAGAAAAUAAAACCAUUGUGGCACCGAUGAUGGACUCCAGAGCUGCGUACUCCAACUUCUGGUGUGGAAUGACCUCUCAGGGCUACUACAAGCGCACACCAGACUACAUGCCCAUAAGGCGUCAGGACAGGCGUGGCUGCUUCCCCGUCCCCAUGGUCCACUCCACCUUCCUGCUGGAUCUCAGGAAACAAGCAUCCAGAGAGCUGGCCUUCUACCCACCUCACCCCGAAUACACCUGGGCCUUUGAUGAUGUCAUCAUCUUCGCCUUCUUCGCCCGUAUGGCAGAUGUUCAGAUGUACCUGUGUAACCGUGAGACUUACGGCCACCUCCCCGUCCCUCUGCACACCCGUAAUUCCCUACGGGACGAAGCCGAUAACUUCCUGCACACUCUGCUCGAGGUCAUGGUGAAAGGUUCUCCGGUGGAACCCUCGGCCCAUCUCUCCGUCCCCCCGAAACAACCUGAUAAACUGGGCUUUGAUGAGGUUUUCAUGAUUAACCUCCUGAGGCGUUUGGAUCGGAGAGAGAGGAUGCUGAGGACUCUGUGGGAGCAGGAGAUCAGCUGCAAGAUCAUAAACGCUGUGGACGGCAAGGUGUUAAACGACACUCAGAUCCAGGCGUUGGGGAUCAGCAUGUUGCCGGGUUACAGUGACCCGUAUCAUGGCAGGCCGCUCACUAAAGGAGAACUCGGCUGUUUCCUGUCUCACUACAACAUCUGGACUGAGAUAGCAGAACGAGGACUUCAGAGGUCUCUGGUUAUAGAAGACGAUCUGCGUUUCGAGCCGUUCUUUAAGAGGAGACUGCAGAAACUGAUGAAGGACGUUGAGGCAGAACAACUCGACUGGGAUUUAAUUUACAUCGGGAGGAAGAGGAUGCAAGUGGACGAGCCGGAGAAACCGGUUCCUAACAUCCGCAACCUGGUCGAAGCCGACUAUUCCUACUGGACCCUGGGCUACAUGAUCUCGCUACAGGGAGUCAAUAAGCUGCUGAGGGCGGAGCCUCUGAAAAAAGUGCUUCCUGUAGACGAGUUCCUGCCGGUCAUGUACAACAAGCACCCAGUGGAGGACUACAUGUCUCACUACGAGGUGAGGGAUCUCCGGGCGUUCUCCGUUGAGCCGUUACUCGUCUACCCCACGCACUACACGGGCGACCCGGGCUACAUCAGUGACACCGAGACCUCCACCGUGUGGAACAACGAGAAAGUAACCACCGACUGGGACAGAGAGCGAGCACAGAAGAACCGCGGCAUGCACUCACACGCUACCUCAGACCUCUGACACCAGGGGAGCAGGGAGACUUCUGCAACUUUCUUCUCACCACUGGGUGGUGCUAUUGAGUGCACAAAGACAGGAGUGUGUGAUGACGAGGAACAAAUUCCACCUCAAGAACCAAAUCGAUGUAGCAUAAGAACAAUGUAGCCGAGGAAAAGAGAUGUUGCUCUGGAAAGCACAAACUGUUUACUUUGAAAGGAAUCUUGUCGGGUAACUAGCUAGCUUGCUAGCCAGAAGUGUUUUUAUUAUUACCAGCUAAAGGCGAAAUGGGACAGUUUUAACAAUUCCAGUUGUUUAAAUAAAAAUGGUUUAAAUGCGGUGGAUGUGGUCAUGCGGUGGUGGUAAUAUUUCAGAUAUUUUAAAGCAGAACAACAUUUUAAAUAUAUUUACACAGUGUUUGAUGUCUGAAAUUCCUUCCAGAUUAAAGUAGCCAAUAAGGAAAUAAAGAGCCUCAGAGCCUCUAGUUUAUAAUUUCACCUUAAACCGUAAUGUCUGACUCUGUAAUCUCUUGGUUGCAUGUCCGUUUUCCUAGCGCAGUGGUGAGGAACCGAACUUCAGACAUUUAACAUGUUCUGGUUGAUCCACUGUGUUUGGUUUAUAAUGUUUUGUAACAUAACUAAGCCUACAUUCACAUGACAAGCCAUGUUGCUCAAUUCUGAUUUUUUUUUUUUUGGUCAGAUCAGAUUUUCAUGUUCAUAAUGACACAUGAUUUUUAUCUGACUCUAAUAUGGACAUGUCUGUCCUCAAAAAUGGUACGCAUGUACAAAUCAAUACUUCUUUAAAACCCUCUAUAUUUGUGCAACGCUGGAAUGAACAAUAGAUGCACUUUUAACAGAAAUAUAUAUGGGGGUUUCGGUCUGGAGGAUGGCGAGGAAUUCUACAUUGAGGUCUAGAGGGAGAAAGAAAGCCAGAUGUCUCGCUUUAGCUGUUUAAGCAGCUGUUGCUAGCAUUGCUACAUUGCUGGUCUUGACUGAUGACAGUCACAUGAAUUCCGAUCUGACCGAUCUCAUUUACUUUACAUUACAUGAACACUUCUUCUUUGUCUUUCGGCCACAGCGAGUUAUCUGCCUCCAUCUAACCCUAUCCUCUGCUUCCUCUUCUCUCACACCAACUAACUUCAUGUCCUCUCUUACUGCAUCCAUAAAUCUGCUCUUUGGUCUUCCUCUACACCUCCUGCCUGGCAGCUCCAACCUUCUACCGAUAUAUUCACUAUCUCUCCUCUGAACAUGUCCAAACCACCUCAAUCUGUCCUCUCUGGGAGGGUCUGAUUCCUCCUCUCCACUUACUUUAGAUGCACACAUGUACACACACACACAGCAUCUGCAUCCAUAAACGGAAACACUUAUCUGUAUGGAUUUAUUUUUUUACUUUUUUUAAAAGGUAAAGUGCAGGUUAAUUUGUUUUAUUGUGAUGUUUUUUUUUUUUGGG
Messenger RNA from Clarias gariepinus (North African catfish), 3256 nucleotides. Its product is annotated as procollagen galactosyltransferase 1-like. The transcript has 12 exons. NCBI's taxonomy places the organism in Eukaryota, Metazoa, Chordata, Actinopteri, Siluriformes, Clariidae. Gene Ontology annotation, molecular function: procollagen galactosyltransferase activity. The record is from RefSeq and is a predicted model, not a curated record. Bases 50 to 1834 code for a protein of 594 amino acids.